Pecten maximus is the source of this 5955-nucleotide messenger RNA. Its product is annotated as 3'(2'),5'-bisphosphate nucleotidase 1-like. Gene Ontology annotation, biological process: phosphatidylinositol phosphate biosynthetic process. The record is from RefSeq and is a predicted model, not a curated record. Bases 17 to 1264 code for a protein of 415 amino acids. Gene Ontology annotation, molecular function: 3'(2'),5'-bisphosphate nucleotidase activity. The transcript is spliced from 8 exons. NCBI's taxonomy places the organism in Eukaryota, Metazoa, Mollusca, Bivalvia, Pectinida, Pectinidae.
CAUCACACGACACAAGAUGGCAUCCAACAUGAGUAGCUCGCUUAUUAUGCGGAUUGUGUCUGCUUCUGUGGCAGUAUCUAACCGUGCCAGCCAAAUUAUUAGAGAGGUCAUGAAAAAAGGAGAUUUAGGGAUUAUUGAAAAGGGCAAGAAUGAUUUUCAAACAGAAGCUGAUAGAUCGGCUCAGAGAUGUAUAGUGGCCUCUCUCCACAAGCAGUUCCCUAAAGUGUCUAUAUUUGGAGAGGAAGGCGAGACCUUUGUCUUAGAUAGAACGAGACUUCAUAGACCACACUUUGCUUUUCCUACAAUCUCUACACCUCUUUCACCAAAACAGAACAUCUGGACGCAACUAGGACCAGAAAAGAUUCCAGCCGAUUUUAUAGAACUUGGAUUUAGUGAGGAUGUACUGAAGCAUGACUGUCCAAAAUUCUUAGAAGAUGUUAAGGAUGAACAGAUUGUGAUUUGGGUAGAUCCUCUUGAUGGCACCGCUGAGUACACACAAGGUUUCUUGGACCAUGUGACAGUUUUGAUCGGCAUUGCUGUAGAUGGACAUGCUGUUGGUGGCGUAAUCAAUCAACCAUUUUAUAACUAUCAGGAAGAGGACAAGGUGAUGGGCAGGUGUAUCUGGGGAGUAUGUCAACUAGGAGCUUAUGGGUUUACCAGGGAGGUGCUCCCCGAGGACAAACUGAUUUUGACAACAUCUAGAUCUCAUUCCAACAGGAUGGUAACGGAGGCUGUGGAGGCUCUUAAUCCUUCUGAAGUUGUCAGAGUCGGCGGUGCUGGUCAUAAGGUUCUGCUGUUGAUAGAAGGUAAGGUCCAUGCAUACAUAUUUGCCACUAAAGGCUGUAAAAAGUGGGACACCUGCGCCCCAGAAGCAAUUCUACAUGCUGUUGGAGGAACACUCACGGACAUGUUUGGUAUUACAAUGUCAUACGGACCAAAUGUUAAACGAUUGAAUGCUGGUGGUGUGCUGGCCACAACAUCUAACCAUCAGUACUUUGUAAGCAAAGUUCCCGAGCAUGUCCUGGAAAACUUAGAGAAAAGUGAAUCUCCCGAACCUUUAGCCGGGGGCAUAUGUCUAAGGGGAGAUAACAAAGGCUGCCUCGGGGAAGUAAGGGAAGAAGAACAGGAAAUAGAACAGCAAACAGAACAGAAGAUGGAACAGCAGGUGGAACAGAAAGAAGAGCCAUCUCUAAGUCCAAAGGGCAGUGAAUCUCCGUCCAGUGAUACUGGGAUAGCCAGGGAAAACCUUGACACUAAAUUGUAGUCAUUUAUUUAUCAGGGACACAAGUUUACACAAUGGACAAAAGUAGCUGUGAUCAAUUCUAGUUCUGCUCUCGCAGUAGUGUUUCUGACUCUAGAUUCAAAAUAUACCUUUGACUAGACUUUGUUUACCAAUGUUUUUAACAUAGUCUUAUUAAAGGGAACAUUUUUGAAACCAGUGCCAGAUCCAAUUAUUUAAUGAAUAGUUGAUUUAUUUGUAUCAAGUACAUCAUUGGAGACUACAUACAAUUUACUUGAACAGUAUUUAACAUAGUGAUAGAUAGAUUUAUUGAUCAUGUGCUUUCUAACUGAACACAGUACAUUAAUAGUAAUCAUACUUCAGUUUUGUUUUUCAGUUAGUAUAUUGGUAUAUGAUGUACAUAUAUAAUGUUUAGAAAAGUAUAUUGGUAUAUGAUGUAUAAUAUUUUGAAAAAAAAAUAUUGUUUUAUCAGGAUUUUAUUAUUCUGGUCUUAAUUUAUUCCAAAAUUGAAUUUCUAGCAAAUGUCAAAGUUAGGAUUUUUAUCUUGCUGAAAGACAGGUUUCUAGCAAAAAAUGGAAAACAAUAUUUUGUAUAUUUAAAAAAUUGAGGAUUUUCUAGAAUGAAAUUAAAUUGUAAAUUUCAUAUAUUAAGCUUGUAGGAAUUCAAAUCAAUGAUCCACAAAAAUUCUUAUCUUUGAAUUUCAAAGCAAAUUAAAGAAUUUUGUUAUUGUGUUAAGAAUAAGAAGCUUGAGGACAGAAAGUAUUAAUUAUAUAUAACCCUGGCAAUGUUAAGCUUUAUACAGUAUAUUUUAAACAGAGAAUAUUUGGUAAAGGGAUAUUUCAACCAUACUUGGUUAUCAUUGACACAAAGGUAACAGGGAGAAUAGUACUAAUGACUUACCGCAAUGUAUCUGUAGUACCAUCGAUUAACCUAAACAGCAAUCCACCAUUUCUAAUACAUGUACAUUAUUUACGAUCUAGAAAAUACAUUUUUGAUUUAGUAUGUAUUGUUUUUAAUUACUUUUUUGGAAGUGAUAUUUGUAAUUUUAUCAUUUUGAUACUUUAAGUGUAACUUGCUGUUCUUGCUCUGUGAAGGUUUAAUAUCAGAUUACAAAAAUAAAGAAUUGAUAUCAUGUCAGUGAUGAACAGUAAUUGAUAUCAUGUCUGUGAUGAACAGUAAUUGAUAUGUCUGUGAUGAACAGUAAUUGAUAUCAUGUCUGUGAUGAACAGUAAUUGAUAUCAUGUCUGUGAUGAACAGUAAUUGAUAUCAUGUCUGUGACGAACAGUAAUUGAUAUCAUGUCAGUGAUGAACAGUAAUUGAUAUCAUGUCUGUGAUGAACAGUAAUUGAUAUCAUGUCUGUGAUGAACAGUAAUUGAUAUCAUGUCUGUGAUGAACAGUAAUUGAUAUCAUGUCUGUGAUGAACAGUAAUUGGUAUGUCUGUGAUGAAAAGUGUUAUCAAUGUCUGUGAUGAACAGUAAUUGAUAUCAUGUCUGUGAUGAACAGUAAUUGAUAUCAUGUCUGUGAUGAACAGUAAUUGAUAUGUCUGUGAUGAACAGUAAUUGAUAUCAUGUCUGUAAUGAACAGUAAUUGAUAUCAUGUCUGUGAUGAACAGUAAUUGACAUCAUGUCUGUGAUGAACAGUAAUUGAUAUGUCUGUGAUGAACAGUAAUUGAUAUCAUGUCUGUGAUGAACAGUAAUUGAUAUGUCUGUGAUGAACAGUAAUUGAUAUCAUGUCUGUGAUGAACAGUAAUUGAUAUCAUGUCUGUGAUGAACAGUAAUUGAUAUCAUGUCUGUGAUGAACAGUAAUUGAUAUCAUGUCUGUGAUGAACAGUAAUUGAUAUCAUGUCUGUGAUGAACAGUAAUUGAUAUAUCUGUGAUGAACAGUAAUUGAUAUCAUGUCUGUGAUGAACAGUAGUUCCUAUCCAUUGCAUUUUUGUUCAGACGCAGCGGAAAAGAUUGACUUGGUACAUGUAUCACACACAACAUAAACAUUAUUAAGUUGUUGGUGUUUUUUUUUUUUUUUUUUUUUAAUCUGUAGAGUAUGAUGCCAAACGUUAUACACUACUGAUCAUUCCACUAUCUUCAUCUCGUUACAUUGAGUUGUGCUUUCAUGCUUUUAAAAUAGAAUAUAAAGACAAUUUAAUUGUUUUCCUCAUGAAUACAGCUUCUUUUUGUAAUAUAUGCAGCAGAUUAUUAUACAAUAUUUUUGUUUUCUUUAACAUGUAUCAAUUCUGCCAUAUUUUUCGUAGUAAUGAAGUAUGACUUAUUUGUCAUGGGAAUACUUAUAUGUUAAAUACCUUCCAUAUACAAUAGUGUGCUCUAUCAUUUGAGGAAUUUAAGAUACAUUGUUGAAGAUGAAAAUGUAAGUAAUUUACUAUCUAUUAUUCUGUUUUGAAGAUUCUUGUAAACAUGAUCAUGUUAAUUGAAUUUAGAGAACACUGUUAGAAUAUUGAUGAACAAUAAGUUUUACUUAGAUUGUAAACCAUUGGAGCAAUAACUGUUACCUACUGUAUUUAUACAGCGAUAUGACAUGCAUGACGGUUGUUAUAUAUUAGUACAAGAUUAGCUGUAUAACAAUCAGAAAAGGAAACGUUAGCAAUUUGAGGGACCAGUAAUUAUAUACACUGUAUGUGUAGAUAGUUAAAUACUGGUUAGGUCUCUAACGAUUUUCUUUGUUUUUUUGAUUUAGUACUUUCUAUAGUUUUUGUCCUUAAUUAUCUGUUAGUGUCAAUGAUGUUUUAUCUUCUGUUGUUAAGAAGACAGUAGCGUUUUAUUUUGAUGAAGAUGUUACCUCUAAUCACUGAUUGCUUCUAGAUUAUCAGAAUGUUAGAACAAUUACGGUAAGUUUUGGUUCUGUUUUUCUGGAAAAAGAAACUUGGCCAAAUAUACUGAAAUACAUGUACUUAUAUUUUCAUGUGUAAUUUUAUUUUUUCAGCUGUAUUAAUGAAAUUUAGUCUCCAACUGAAUUUGAUUUCUAUGUUUGCCAUAUAAUUAUGUUCUUUGCUGUUAAUUAUCUACAUUUCUAUUGACAUUCCAAUCACAUUGUUCAUCAAUACAUGUAGAUUGUAUUAACAAAUUUUUUCUUGGCGCCAGCCAGGAGAUGUAUCAAAACCACCAUAUAUACCGGUAUAUAUCCAUUAUUCACAGGAAUAUUCUUUCAUCAGUCAAACUAUAUUCCAUAAUAGUGAUAUUAAUUUACUUAUAGUUUAAUUGCUUAAAGCAAUGUCUUCCAUCCACAAUCACCGUUGUUAUUUUUCAGUCACAAUUUCUACAUAAAUCAGCAUGCAUACAUGUGUACAAUUCUGUAUACUUCUGAAUCAGAAGGAAACAAUAAAAUUAAACUUUCUUUUGUGUUCAUGGCCUGAAGAACAGCAUCUAUGCCACCAAAAACAAAUGCUUGGUUUCAAUUUGUAUUAGCUUUUAUUUUGCUUAUAGAUGUUUCUAUUUGUGAAAUGGUCAUUUAACAUAUCAGUUGUAAUUUUGUUGUUUAACAUAUCAUUUCUGAUUUUGUCAUGUUAUCUUUCAUUUCUUCAUAAGACCUUUUCUCUUGCUCAGAUGAAAUUAUAAAGUUGCCUUUAUUAUAAUUCUGCUGAUGAAUAAUUUGGUGGUGCUUUAUGUGCAUUAUGUAUGAAUUAUUUGGAUGUCACUGAGUCAGGUUAUCAAAUAUUUACCAAAGCAACAGAUUCAUAGAUAUUGUGAAUAUGUCUCCCAUAUAUGACAACAUUAGUUAGAAGUAAUUUUUUUUUUCAUGGAUCUUUAAUUCAUAAAACGUACAGAAAUUGUUUUGUUGUUCAUCUGGAAUCAGAACAGCAAUUAGCUGUUUGGUUUAUACUAAUGAAUCAAAAUAUCCAAUGCUGUCCUUGUCCGUAGUGUAAUUCAGAAUAGUUACAAUUCUGUAUGGAAAAAUAAUGCAAAUUCUUAGGGUAAUGCAAGCUUCUAGAAGUUGACAGUUGUCAAUCUUUAGAUACAUCUUUAUAUUAUAGAACUUUUUUUUGCAAUUUUAUAGUCUGAAAAGUUCAUUUGUACUAAAUUACCUUCGUUAUAGGUUUUAUUAAUAAUAUGCAUUUAAUUAAUAGGUGUUAAUUUAUUUGAAGAUGAACAUUAUUUUCUGUGUAAUAUGGCUGCCUUCGAUACCUGUGUAUACUGUUCCAUACAAUAAGAUCCACCGAACGUUUUCACCAAACAUCUUGCACACCAGGUUUUGGCUUGCAUUAUCACAUAUAUGGAACUUGUUGUUAUUGCAUCGAUUACUUUCUGUGAUUAUAGAUAUAUUGAGAGAAGAGAUCACUGCCAUUUUGUAAUUUGAUCAUAUGACCUGACAUCAAGCUGCACAGGUGUCGAAAAAUAAAAUACGGUAUGCCUACCACACUUUCCUGUAAAAUUCAAUGAUUUAAAAUCUAAAUGACUUGCUGGAAAAUUGUAUCAAUUAUUAUAUAAACACUGAUAAUAUUCGAAAGUUCUAAAAAAAUUAUGCAGCAAAUGAAACUCAAGAAAUCUGAAAUUAAUGUUUCAUUUGUAUAAUGUAUCAUUUUCACCUAAACUUUCAUUGUGUUAAGAUAUAUUUGUAUUUAUCGUGUAUAUGGCUCAUAUAAUCAGCUCGGAAUCUUUAUUUUUGUUGUAAUUAGAAAGAUAGUAUGUAUAUGAAACUAAAUUGUAUGCAAUCAUUAGGUUUAUUUACUAUCUGUUGAAAAUAAAGAUAUUGCCUUUGUCUAUAUC